CAACCCCAACUGUACUUCCUUUGCCGGUGAGGGGUUGCUUGUGAACGGAACGGAUAUCGCCAUAUUCAAAUUGGCCCUAUACAUGUGACUUUCUUUGAAGCAGUACGAAUGCUCGUAUUGCUGUUCUUUCUUAUGCUGUUCUUUCUUAUGCUUUAUGUUUGUGUUUGUAUUCACAGUUCCUUACCGUCAACUACGACCCAAAUUCGGAUUCACGUUAAAAGUCGUUCUCCAAACACCGACAGUGUCAAAUGCUGUUCACAAAACUGCUGCAAAGCCUGUUCUUCGCAAAACCACCUCACCUCAAAUCGUCACCAUGACACCUCUUACGCAGACGCUCGAUUACGAGAUCGUCGUCGCUCACUACAACGAGCCACUUGAUUGGUUGAGACCGUACGCAAAACGAGCCGGUCACGUGUACCACAAGGGAUCGAACACAAGUGCCCCGUUUGAUAUGAAAAAAUGGGAAAGGCUACCCAACACGGGCCGAGAGGCCCACACCUACCUCCACCACAUCGUAAACUAUUAUGACAAUCUCGCCAACGUCACUGUUUUUCUGCAAGGCCACGGGCCCCAGACAAAAGACUGUUUUGCCGAUGUUGAGGAAUUCCUCGAGAAGGCGAUGAGAAAUGACUUCUGUUGCCAACACAAAAGCUACGCCAACUGGGGCCGCAUAAAGCACAAUGGUAAAUACCUCCAGGAAGUCAGGGCAGGGAAGCUGCGACUAGCGAACCUGACGUUUGCCGAUUUCUACAGUGCCUUGUUUGGCGAGGAACAUCCUAAAUCCGUGCCGAUGUGUUGGUCGGGAUGUUUCUCCGCUCUGAGGGAGAAUCUUUGCAAGCGGCCGCUGAGUUUUUACCAGAGGGGCCUUUCGUUGAUGCCAAAUGACACCAACCCGGAGGAAGCACACUAUUUUGAACGGUUGUGGGCUACCAUCGUAAAGAAACAUUAGUCUUUAGAAAAAAAGUCUUCGAGUUGGUCUUUUGAAUUGAUAAAUAUAUGUGUGGUUUUUAUUAAUCUAUAGUUGGUAUUACCCGUCCAUAGCUAACGGAUUUUUAUUUUAAAUGAGUUUAUUUGUCGUGUAUAAUAUAACGUGACCAUAUAAAAGAUGUUAUCUUUGAUAAGAUAAAUGAUUUUAAUUUAAUUACCUUCGAAUAAAUUUAACUUGAUUUGAUCUUCGCAGCUAAAGUAAUACGUUCUAAUAAACCAUUUUGCCAAAUCUCUUUGAAAGUUCUCGGCAGUUGAUUAACUUUGGAACUAGCCUUUGAUGUGAUACUUUUGAAAUUCAGGUUGUUGGGGGAUUCGUAUAAAAAUGCCAAAAAUAACAAUUAAGAGACCAAAAAAAAAAAAUCUUAAAUUUGCAUUAGUCUUUAGGAUACUGUUCUAUGGAUUAUAUGUUACGACUGCAAUCUUGUGUACUCAACACAAUUUCAACACCCGGUGUACUUUGAAAUAUCUUUCCUAAAAUUUCUCAGGUAGCAAGUCAUGCAUGUAUACUGAGGACGUUGUCUGCUGCCCUCUACCCUCCGCUUAAUCUCGACAGUCUGAUAAGUCUCCAAUAUGCCGAAUUCUUGAACGAAUGAUGACUUAUUAACGAGGAUAUUUUUGGAUACAAUCACACGUGAUUCGUAGGUUAUUGACAUAAUUCAAAUUACCUUUUUACAAUCCUCAUUUUCCAAAUUGAAGUUAAGUUGCUAAAUUGUUUAUUUUUAAAGAGUUGUUGGAACAGAGAAAAGCGCCCUCAUUUGCUAAAAAAUAUGGCGAAUUAGUGGGGCAGAUAGGGGAAAUAUAUUGGGGGAAUGGUGCCUUUGAUGAUACAAACAUGCCAUUUGGCAUACAGUCAGAGUAUGUCUUACUAAAGAUAUUUGGCUAAUUACCAUCGCAGAUUAGUCCUUCAAAAAAAAUAUAGGAAGAAUAACAAACAAUUUUCAAAAUGGCUGCCAUUGCUUGUUAUGCUACCUACUUUUUCUUCAAGGACAAAUCUUCGAUGGCCCUAUAGCCAAAUAUAUUUAUUAUCACAUACACUGACUGUGUGCCAAUUCCAUGCUUGUAUUAUUAAAGGCACAAUCCCAUCGCCUAUCUGCCGUACUAAAUCGGAAACCAUGACCUGGUUUCCCAUGAACACCUUCCAUAUUGGAACGUACAGUUUGAAAAACCAGCAAUACUCCAAAGUUGAAAAAAGCGAGCUUAUGUUACGGUGAAAUUAUUCUGGACAAGAGAAAUUUAAUGUGCAAUAAAUCCAUCGUCUGUCAAAAGGUUUAUUCAUUUGUGUCUUUUGUUCUCUUUACUAAACAGGUCAGGUUUUAUUAUAAACUGUGCAUGAAGCAAUCCUAGGUGUAUCGACCCAGAGAGUAAAUAAAGUAGUCAUACGA
Patiria miniata (bat star) is the source of this 2369-nucleotide messenger RNA. RefSeq lists its product as uncharacterized. The transcript has a single exon. The record is from RefSeq and is a predicted model, not a curated record. Bases 155 to 949 code for a protein of 264 amino acids. Lineage: Eukaryota; Metazoa; Echinodermata; Asteroidea; Valvatida; Asterinidae.